Molecule: messenger RNA, 1928 nt
Organism: Oryzias latipes (Japanese medaka)
Lineage: Eukaryota; Metazoa; Chordata; Actinopteri; Beloniformes; Adrianichthyidae
Source: RefSeq, a predicted model, not a curated record
CGUCACGAAAAAGAACUCCCAGGAAAACGACAGAGUGUCAGGGUGCUCUGGUACCAGCGUCACGAAAAAGACCUCCCAGAAAAACGACAAAGUGUCAGGGUGCUGUGGUACCAGCGUCACGAAAAAGACCUCCCAGAAAAACGACAAAGUGUCAGGGUGCUCUGGUACCAGCGUCACGAAAAAUACCUCCCAGAAAAAUGACAAAGUGUCAGGGUGCUGUGGCACCAGCGUCACGAAAAAUACCUCCCAGAAAAACGACAAAGUGUCAGGGCGCUGUGGCACCAGCGUCACGAAAAAGAACUCCCAGGAAAACGACAGAGUGUCAGGGUGCUCUGGUACCAGCGUCACGAAAAAGACCUCCCAGAAAAACGACAAAGUGUCAGGGUGCUGUGGUACCAGCGUCACGAAAAAUACCUCCCAGAAAAAUGACAAAGUGUCAGGGUGCUGCGGUACCAGCGUCACGAAACUCUUUCAUGGGUACCAGCGUCACGUAAAUCCAUCGUGGGUACCAGCGUCACGAAAAUCCAUCGUGGGUACCAGCGUCACGAAGAUCUUUCAUGGGUACCAGCGUCACGAAAAUCCAUCAGGGGUACCAGUGUCACGAAAAUAUUUCAUGGGUACCAGCGUCACGAAAAUCUUGCUGGGGCACCAGCGUCACGAAAAUCUUGCUGGGGCACCAGCGUCACGAAAAUCUUGCUGGGGUACCAGUGUCACGGAGGUCUGGCGGGGUGAGUUUCUUUGUGCAUCCCAGGAGGGGUGUUUAAGUGUGGGUACGCAGGUUCGGCUGGUGAGCCUGGUUCCUGCAGGGGGCCUGGGCAGGCCUCCUUGCCCAGGAAGAGGAGCGUCUGCCCUGGGUCAGGAGGUGGAGCUAAUCUCGGCUUCUGCUUCCAGGCUGCAGCCCAGGCUUCCUUCCCAGUGAAGAGGAGCUUUCCUUCGGCCUGAGCUUCUGCCUCUUCCUGUGGCAGCAGUGGAGGAGGCAACCUUCUCCAGGCAGAGGAGCAUCUCUCCUCUGCUGCUGAUGCUCCAGGGGGGGCGGCCACAGCAGGGGCUCUGCUUCGCAUGACAGAGGAUGUUCUCCUCGGCCUGGGCUUCUGCCUCUUCCUGGGGAAGCAGCGGAAGAGGCCGCCUUCCCCAGCUGGAGGAGCAUCUCUCCUCUGCUGCUGAUGCUGCAGGUGGGCAGCCACAGCAGGGUCUCUCCUUGGCAGGAAAGAGGAGCUUCGCUUGGGCCUGGGCUACAGCCUCUUCCUGGGGAAGCAGCGGAAGAGGCCGCCUUCCCCAGCUGGAGGAGCAUCUCUCCUCUGCUGCUGAUGCUGCAGGUGGGCAGCCACAGCAGGGUCUCUCCUUGGCAGGAAAGAGGAGCUUCUCUUCGGCCUGGGCUUCUGCCUCUUCCUGGGGAAGCAGCGGAAGAGGCCGCCUUCCCCAGCUGGAGCAGCAUCUCUCCUCUGCUGCUGAUGCUGCAGGUGGGCAGCCACAGCAGGGUCUCUCCUUGGCAGGACAGAGGAGCUUCGCUUCGGCCGGGGCUUCUGCCUCUUCCUGGGGAUGCAGCGGAAGAGGCUGCCUUCCCCAGGUGGAGGAGCAUCUCUCCUCUGCUGCUGAGGCUCCAGGGGGGGCGGCCAAAGCAGGGUCUCUCCUUGGCAGGAAAGAGGAGCUUUUCUCCGGUUAAACACUGCCGUGGAGGGUGUGCGUUUGCAUUGUGGUGACUGUAGGGUCAGAGGUCACAGCACCAACAGCAUGUGCUGUCAGCGGGGAGGAUGAGUGGCCUGGGUCUGACUCAUCUCCCGCCAACAGCAAGUGCUGUCAGCGGGGAGCAUGAGUGGCCGGGGUCUGACUCAUCUCCCGCAAACAGCAAGUGCUGUAAGCGGGGAGGAUGAGUGCCCGGGGUCUGACUCAUCUCCCGCAAACAGCAAGUGCUGUAAGCGGGGAGGAUG